CUGCCACUGGUCUUUGUAUUGUGUCUUUGAUUGAAGUAACCUGGUAACUAUGUUACUUCUACUAGUUCUAGUUUGAUCCUUCAUUUCCUCUUUUACAUGUAAGCUCUCGUCAUCAAAACUGACCAAGUCAAGUGGCCUGCCACUGAUAAUGUUUACCUGCCCAAGGGAUUGCCAAGUACUUGGCUGAGAGUGAGAAUCAACAAACAAUAGCAGCAGUCUUAGACAGCCUCAAAUGGCUCAAAUCUUCAGCAGUGCACAUGUCUGUGGUGUUGCCUUUGGAGUCCUGCUGUCAAGCUUGACUGUCGAGGAGUGAAGGUGUCGGACUUUGCUCGCCUCCCAUUGCUUCAUUAUUUCAUAGCAAUGAGCUCUUCAGUCUUCACUUCACCUAUUUAGAGGCAUCUGUACAAAAGCAGCUGAUUUGGCUGAUACGGUCCAGGAUGUCACGAAGCGCGCACAGCCGCAGCUAUGCCCCCAGUGGCACAGCGGAUACCGAGCUGAACAUUGUGAAUUUCAUGGACAGCGACGUAUCCAACAUUUCAAUUGAAAGCUUCAAGUUUGACAAGACAUUGGCAGCCAAAGCUUACGUAUACCUAGUGAAAGACCCAAAGUGGAGUUUUCGAAUCGGUGUUCUGCGCAUUUGGAUCAAGCUUUUCUCAUGUGUCCUGUAUGUGGUUGGACGUGUUAUUGAAGAUAAUCGAAGGAUAAGCCCGGAAUGUGCUGGCUCUAAUAGAAAUGAAACGUGCGAGUACUUUUGCCCACCUGAUCGAGUGGACCAGUUCAACUGCUCGGAAUGGGAAAACCUACUGUGGCUACACCGGUCUACUGGACUUUGGGUGGCUCAGCUAGCUGUUGGUAUUCUUUGCAUGUUGGAGACGUCUAUUUACCUUUACAUCGGGGCAGUCUUCACGCAUUGGAGAGUGUUCCGUGCUGUCAACCGUUAUCACAUACUGGAUUACUUGAACGGAAUUCCUUUCCUACUCGGUCUAUUCAGUGUCAAUCUACGGAACCUGUUCGUGCCCGUCUUCCUCAAUGUCUGGUCCGCCAAGCUGAUCUUGACUGUUCUUUUGUCGGAUGUUUACCGUGUUCUACGACAAGAGGAAUCACAGCUGGCACACAGAGCAUUUGUUUUAGCUUCCACCGUCAUCUCCAUCCUCUUCACCAGCACUUGCUUCAUCCAUCAUCUUCAACGGGUGGACGUACCGUGGGACUUGUUUGAGAGUUUCUGGUUUGUAAUUGUGACGAUCACAACUGUGGGUUACGGUGACAUUUCACCGAGCAGAUGGCCAGGUCAGCUGUAUGUCAUCAUCAUGAUACUGGCAUCUCUGUACACACUCCCUGUGCAGAUCGAGGCACUGACGGCUAUUCUGCGCAGUCAGCGGGUGUAUGGCACACCGCCUAAGAGAGGCAGUAAUCAUGUGGUUGUGAUAGGACAGCUUAGUCCACAGGAUCUUCAUGACAUGCUGAGUGAGCUGUACGCUUACCAUCGACUGCAGAGCAUGACUGUGGUAAUAUUGUCACCGUCGGAACCAAACAAUGAGCUGAAACUAUUGCUCAAUGUUCCAUUGUAUCGCCGGCGUGUUGUCUACUUGUAUGGCUCAGCAUUGAGUGAUCCUGAUUUGGAACGGGCACAGAUACGGAGCGCCAAUGCAUGCUUCAUUCUCGGCAAUCGACGUACCAAUAAUCACCAAGAAGAGGAUCAGCGUACACUACUCAGGUGCUGGGCAGUACGUGACUAUGCGCCAAGGGUGCGCAUGUUUGUUCAGCUGUUUGAUCGUCGCAACAAGUUCCAUGUCAACUUNGCAGAGCAUGUCAUGUGCUUGGAUGAGAUGAAACAUGCACUGUUGGCAACAAGCUGCGUGUGUCCUGGUGCUUCCACAUUCUUGACUCUACUGCUGCAUACAUCACGGGUGAAGGAAGGAGAUGAAGCAGCCCCAUGGCAUCGCAUGUAUGGACAAUGCUCUGCCAAUGAAGUUUAUGACAUUACGCUGAGCGAAAGUUCUCUGUUCUCUUGAGCGAAAUCUCUGUUCUCUCGUUUCGCUGGCAAGAAUUUCCUUUUCGCAGCUACCUGGGUAUUCCGCAAGUCAGGUUAUUUGCUGAUCGGUGUUCGGUCAUUCGACAGCAAGGAAACAUCGUUGAACCCGGGCAGGGAGUACAUAUUGCGCCCAACAGACAAACUUUUCUACAUUGCUGCCUCUCGUGAGGAGAAUGCCAUUCUGACAGUUCCACCACCACGUGUAAGGCCAGCGCUGCGUUCCAUGUGCGCCACCAUUGCUGCCACCAACCUUCAGUUUCUUCAGUUAUACGGUGGUCGCUUUGAGGGCAAGUGCAAGAAGGAUGAGUGCGCCUUGAAGAAACAGAUGUUGCGGCUUGAGUGUUUUUCCCGGGGCCCAGCACACCUGAGAUUCCAUCCUCGAGCCCCGAACAAGGCCAACUCCAGCAGCUCUAUCAGUCGAACACACACCUCAGUUGAUAUGACUGAUGGUGCUUCAUUGUCUCGCCAUGACGCAGCAGAUAUAGUUCCUUCACCUCAUCCCUACCAGCGCUUGCCUCAUUAUGACCAUUCUCAUUCUCAUCCACCUCAUCGUGACUUUCACGGAACCGAUGCUGUAACGCUGAUGAGGGAGAUGAGAAACAUCCAGGGGGAUCAUGACACAAUGCCAAAUUUCGGACGCCAACCGUCACGCUCUGACAAACUACGUCAUGCAUUUGCACGGCAAGAAUCAGCAGUAUCGACGAAAGAGGCGGAAGACAGGCAGCACUUGAUGCCCACACCUGAAGAUCCCAUGGGUUCAGCGCGGUACGCACAGCGACGCUAUGAGCAACAGCGCCGUAUAUCUGCCUUGACGGCUCAACGGAAUGAAGAUCUUCUGGGCAUUGCACCACCUCUAAACCUGGAAGACCUGACUGAUGAGGCUGGUCCUGGUGAUCAUCCGCUGACAGUUGAUGAACAAGAUGAACUUCAGCAGUUAGAAGUAGGACAUGAGGCAGUGGUGGAAGAUGAGGAAAGUGAAGGUCAUGGUGAAGUGCACAGUGUCGCUUCAGCCUGGGUGUCACCAGAGAGUUAUGUGAUUGGAGAGCCCCGACAUGUGCCAUACAUGCAAGGCAAGCAUCGUACCCGCUGUCACUUGCUCAAUGAGGACAAGUCGUUUUGCUGCCUGGAGCUGAACAAAACAUGUGAACAUCAAGAUCGUAGCAGCCCAGCGAUGUGUCAGUUUGUCGGUGCCAUCAUCGUCGGCUGUGCAGAAGCCGAUGUAUCAUUGUUUUCAUUUGUGACAACAUUGCGGGCACACUACAUUGCUCCGGAGUCUCUCUUGCCCAUCAUACUGCUACUCCGUGAAAGACCAUCAGAGUCGUUCCUGAGACACUUUGCAUGCUUUCCUAAGCUGGCGUUCAUGGUGGGCAGUUACGGCAAACUGGAUGAUCUUCUUCUUGCUGGUAUUCUGAUGGCCAAAGCUGUAAUUGUCCUCGGCUCACGGAAGGAGUCGGAAGAGAUAUUCAUGGUUGAUGCUCAGACAGUAGUCGGUGUGCAAAAGCUUUAUCGGUUUUUCCCAAAGUCCAAUAUCAUCACAUUGCUAGCUCAUCGUAGCAACAUGCGCUUUCUCAACACAAAGAACUUGCAUCGGUUUCCACGUUACACGGAUAAUAACUACGUGGACGGUACUGGCGUAUCCUCACCACAGAAGGUGACAGUGAAGCCGACAACACGUGCUGGUGAUCAUCUUCACUACAUGUUCUGUCCGCAGUUUGCUGCUGGUGAUGUGUUCACAAGUAGUAUGCUGGACACUUUACUCUAUCAGACCUACGUGAAGCCAUGGCUUUUGGACUUUGUACGUCAGCUGAUUGGUGCCAAGCAGAAUGAGAAACACCAGUGUUGCUUGUGUAUGGUUGAAGUCACACCAUAUCUUGCAGGAAUGAAGACGUAUGGCCGGUUGUUGUUACAUCUCUCCUUCAAGACUGGUGAUCUAGUGAUUGGAUUGUAUCGCACUCUAAGUCCUCGCAGUCCAGAGAUAUUGGCAUGUCAGGCCACCUGGAUGAAUGACGUCAAUCGCAUUGUCACAAACAGAAUGACUGCACUUGGUAUUGGUGGUACAGCUCCUGUUAGCGAACCCCGUGGCCAAUCAUAUGUAUUGAUCAACCCGCCACAGGAUACGCCCAUUGUUGUGGGGGACAAGAUGUAUGUUAUCCAUCAUGUUCCCACUGCUCAUAGUGAUGCGUAUCAUACUCCACCAGGAACUCCCACUGAUCACUUUCCUGGAGAGUUUCUUGUACCAGAUUUCGACACGCCCCAUGGUGGUGGUGGCGCUGGUCAGCAUCACCCACAUCAUCCCCAUCAGCAGCAACAUCAUCACCAUCACUACCAUCACUAUCACCACCAUCAUCCAACCAGUAACCUACAACCAGUGGAAGAGAUGGCCAGCUUGGAGCUAGCGUCACCACCAGCAACAACUGUAGGUAACGAAGAGCAGCCAGCUCAGCAUCCGAGAUCAGCCUACGUUGAUAUGCAAUCUGAUGACUUGAACACACCAACUAUCAUUGUAACACCGGACUCACUGACACGCCAGGCUAUCAGUCAAGCGCAGCAACAGCAAAGACAGGAUGGAGCAGCCGCGACAUCUCCAUUUGUGCAGUCUGAUCUGGGUACACGUCGACGUGGUAAUUCUUCACAAUCAAACGACUCGGAGAAUGCCUUCUCUUUCUUGGAGCAUCCACUGCCAGCUCCGAGCAUGUCGGAGGAGUACAGUGGAUAUGCUCCUCUGCACACAAAUGGGUUUGUUAGUAUGGAAGGUGAUCGUGAGGUAUCUGAAUCAGCUGUCUGACAGUUUUGAGCAGUGUUGAUCGAUCGAUUCACGUGGAUUAUAUUUGCUAACCAAAUCUGCAUUUUAUUUGGCGUAUUGAGAGUUUUCAAAUGUCCACUUUUUUAGGUAGACACUUUGUUCAUUUUGUAGACAGGUAGGCUAGAUUUAUUAUUUUAGGGAAUAGGAGGGAGCAGCAUCAUAGUUCGCAGCUAGGCAUUCAUGUUAAACCUGCACUUCAUUUGGCGUAUUGAAAGUUUUCAAUUGUCCACUUUUUACACUCAGAAGUUGUUCAUUAGGGAGCCUACAAGUAUUAUUUUAGGGAAUAGGGAGCAGCAUCAUAGUUCGCAGCUAGGCAUUCAUGUUGACACCUUUUUAUCAGGGUUUCCUUCCACACAGCUGGUCUGUAUACAAACAGAAUUUUGUGUGCAUUUUGUCGCUUGCUAAUUUCCAUAUUCUGUGAAGCAUAAGAAGAUAAUUAUUUUCAUGAAUUUCAGAAAAAAAUGUCCAUGUACAUUAUUAUAAAAGUGAAUUAUUGUGUAAAUUGCCUUA
Messenger RNA from Sycon ciliatum, 5345 nucleotides. Its product is annotated as potassium channel subfamily T member 1-like. Lineage: Eukaryota; Metazoa; Porifera; Calcarea; Leucosolenida; Sycettidae. The record is from RefSeq and is a predicted model, not a curated record. Gene Ontology annotation, cellular component: plasma membrane. Gene Ontology annotation, molecular function: outward rectifier potassium channel activity; intracellular sodium-activated potassium channel activity. Gene Ontology annotation, biological process: potassium ion transmembrane transport.